AGGGGAAGUAAACAGGAUCGAGAUGUGAUAUGUACACGCACCAGAUCUCCAUGAUGAAUACAUUUAUGAUGUGUCACAAAUAUAUUAUUAAGGCCUGAUGUGAUGGCACUCACCAGUUUCCCAGCCUGAGGCAGGAGGAUCACCAUGAGUUUGAGGCCAGUCUGGGCAACCUAGUGAGACCCUGAGUAGGGAAAUAAAAGGGGGAAAAAUCUUGAUUUCUUCAUUGUUAGAAUAGAAUCAUACCUGUUCAAUGAUCUAUUUAUUGAUUAUAUCAUCUUUUUACUUUUAGCUUUGUGUACCAGGGAUGGUGCUGAGGGCUGAGUCCUGGGGGGUAAGGAACAGAAGAGAAGAAAUAGGGGUUUAAAGAUCAUUUGAAGGCCCAGAAGGGUUUAUGUAAGAGGUAGGAUUUGGACACACUCAUGAAGACUGGACGAAUGAGAGUAAGAGGGGAGAUGAGCCCAUUCAUGAUGGGUGUUCAGGGUGAAGACGAGGAAGUAGACCCAGGAGAACGGAAAAGCAUGGCAUGUAUGCUGGAGAGGAGGUAGGAACUGAACUGUGGUACCAACAUGAGGGGCUGGCUGAAGUGAAGGGGGGCAGCAAGCCAUAAAGAGAUCCACCCGAGAAGGCAAAAUAGAGCCUCACGAUACCUUACUCUUUUUUCUGUUGCUCUGAGAAAAUAUCUGAGGUGGAGACUUUGUAAAGUAAAGGGGUUUACUUAGCUCACAAUUUUAGAGGCUGAUAGUUCAAGACCAGGCAGUACCAUCUGUUCAGCCUUUGUUGAUGGCUCCCUAUGGUACAAGAGGAGAAAUGGAAUCUGCAACAUGCCGAAAGGGCCCAAACAUGGAGAAGGCUUUGUUUUAUAACAACCUGCUUUCUUAAGAACUAGCUCAUUCUGAAAGACCAGCAUUAAUCUGUUCUAAGGGUGGUGCCUGCAUGAUCUAAUUACCCUCCACUAGGCUCCACUCUUCAAAGGCUCUGCCUCUUCUCAACAUGGCCACUUGGGGACUAAGCUCUCAACAUAUAAAUGUAUGAGGGACACACUCAAACCAGAUCCAAACCAUGCAUGUCCAGAUAGAUGACUGAGUGCUAAGCUCUGAUGAUCUUCUGAAACAAGCAGCAUGGACUUGUCAGGAAGGUCAUUGUGGAGCCUGGGGUUUAAUUGAAAUAAAGGUGGCCACCUUGGCUUGGUGAGGUUCAGCUCAAUUCCAACUGCUUGGCUCACAGUCUGGUGCUUGCACAUAUGUCUGUCAGAAUACUUUCUAAAGCUUUCAUUUGUGGCUCAGGAAGCCUAGGGCUGCUUUUUUUCCAGGCAACUCUUGGUCUGGAAUGUGACUGUGUGAAUUUUUCUUCAAAUGUGAGUGUUACUAGGAUUAAGGAUGCAGCACCAGUCAAAACUUGAAGGUCUAGAAGCUCCCUGUAGAGUCACCAUUAGAGGACAACAUUAGAAGACUGAAGAAACUGGAGACACUUCCAAGACAACAUUGAAAACUGGGGCUCUUCUGAAACAGGAACACUUCUUUCUUUCCCUUUUUAUUUUGUCCAGGAUAUAAGCCUAUUGGUUGAUGCACAUCUAAGAAAAGGAAACGAAAAAAGAAAAAAAAUACAUGGAGAUUAAAAAAAAAGGGUAGAAAUAAUACUAAAUUACAGACAAACAAAAGUUCCGAGAGAAAUACGGAGAUGUGUUCACUGUGCACCUGGGGCCAAGGCCUGCGGUCAUGCUGUGUGGGGCAGAGACCAUACGGGAAGCCUUGGUGGACCAAGCUGAUUCUUUCUCUGGCCGGGGGAUGAUUGCUACCAUAGAAUCUACCUUCCAGGGAUAUGGUGUGGUCUUUGCCAAUGGGGACCGCUGGAAGGCCCUUCGGAGAUUCUCUUUGGCCACCAUGAGGGACUUUGGGAUGGGAAAGCGGACUGUGGAGGAGCGGAUUCAGGAGGAGGCUCAGUGUCUGGUGGAGGAGAUGAAGAAAUCCAAGGGAGACCUUCUGGACCCCUUGUUCUUCUUCCAGUCUGCUACUGCCAACAUCAUCUGCUCUAUUGUGUUUGGAGAACGCUUUGACUACAAAGAUCAGCAGUUCCUGAGGCUGCUGGACCUGUUCUAUCAGUCCUUUGCACUUAUCAGCUCCCUAUCCAGUCAGAUGUUUGAGCUCUUCUACAGUGUCCUGAAAUAUUUUCCUGGCACACACAGUGUAAUCUACAAAAACCUGCAGGAAAUUAACAGCUUCAUUGGCCGCAGUGUGGAGAAACACCGUGAAACCCUGGACCCCAGCAACCCCAGAGACUUCAUUGAUACUUUCCUGCUGCGCAUGGACAAAGAAAAGUCUAACUCACACACUGAGUUCCACCACAAGAACCUCAUCCUGACCUCGCUUUCCCUCUUCUUUGCUGGCACGGAGACCACCAGCACAACUCUCCGCUAUGGCUUCCUGUUUUUGCUCAAAUACCCCCAUGUCACAGAAAGAGUCCAAAAGGAAAUUGAACAGGUGAUUGGCUCACACCGCCAGCCAGCCUUGGAUGAUCGAUCCAAAAUGCCAUACACUGAGGCUGUCAUCUGUGAGAUUCAGAGAUUUGCGGACCUGCUCCCCAUUGGUGUGCCCCACAUGGUCACCAAAGACACCCACUUCCGAGGGUUCUUUAUCCCUAAGGGCACUGAAGUAUACCCACUCCUGUCCACUGCUCUUCAUGAUCCACGUCACUUUGAAAAGCCAGACUCCUUUAACCCUGACCACUUUCUGGAUGCUAAGGGGACACUGAAGAAGAAUGAAGCUUUUGUUCCCUUCUCCAUAGGGAAGCGUAUCUGUCUUGGAGAAGGUAUUGCCCGUGCAGAAUUGUUUCUCUUCUUCACCACUAUCCUUCAGAACUUCUCCAUAUCGAGUCCAGUGGCUCCGGAGGACAUUGAUUUCACACCCCAGGAGCUUGGUAUUGGCAGAGUGCCCCCAACAUACCAGAUUUCCUUUCUGCCUCGCACAAUAGACUCAAGAGAGAAAUAAAGACCACAGGGUUAUUCAGUGCCCUGACUCUAGAGAAAGGUCCUUCACGUCCUGCACCUGAGAAACCUGUUGUAAACCAGCAUCCUUCCCCUUACCUGACUCCUUGCAAAACUUUUUGUUGUAGGCUUCUUUGCACACUGUUGCAGUCCUUCUGAUGUUCUGUGUUGUAUUCCUUCCUCAUGUGAAUAGAGAUGCCAACAUUAUUACUGCAUCAACAAUAAUCACACCCUUUAUUCAGUGUGUAUAAAGAAGUCAGGAGUUAAAAGAGACAACAUGGCUCAAGGUCAUUCUGAAGUGCUGCUUCCCAGGAUACGGCUCAUGCUGAGUGAGUUUGUCCUUGCCCAAAACAGUCACUCUGCGUUUGUCAACUCCUUUUGCUCCAUGUUUUGUAAUAGAGGUUCUAUGUAGAAAUUCCCCUCUCAGUGGCCCCAGGUGAUGGGUGCAGGGGUCAUGCCCAUGCUGUGGAUGAAUAACAGAGGUCAAGGAAUGACAACAGCCGCCUGAGAUCAUGAUGCCAUGAGUGGAGGAGCAGAUUCAUACUGUAAAUCUCAAAUGCUUCAUGACAGCAUAGUUAAAAGAUCAAAUUCAAGUAAGAUAAAAUGGCCCAUUGUAUAGUGUACAGUUCAGUGCUGCUAUCUAGUUUGUUAACAAAGUUGCACCUAUAUCACUAUCUAGUUUCAGAAAUUAUUUGUCAUUUUCCCCAAAAGCCAUGUACUUAUUAAUUAGCCACUCCCUGAUCUCCUAACCCCAGCCCCUGCAAAUACCAAUCUGAUUUCUUUCUCACUGGAUUUCCUUCUGGUCUGUUGGAUAUUUCAUAUAAAUACAUUUAUUCAAAAUGUG
This is a messenger RNA of Cavia porcellus (domestic guinea pig), 3824 nucleotides long. RefSeq names its product cytochrome P450 2B4-like. Gene Ontology annotation, biological process: epoxygenase P450 pathway; xenobiotic metabolic process. The record is from RefSeq and is a predicted model, not a curated record. The transcript has 10 exons. Lineage: Eukaryota; Metazoa; Chordata; Mammalia; Rodentia; Caviidae. The coding region runs from base 1716 to 2984 and encodes 422 amino acids. Gene Ontology annotation, cellular component: cytoplasm; intracellular membrane-bounded organelle. Gene Ontology annotation, molecular function: iron ion binding; heme binding; arachidonate epoxygenase activity.